Molecule: messenger RNA, 2437 nt
Organism: Aspergillus caelatus
Lineage: Eukaryota; Fungi; Ascomycota; Eurotiomycetes; Eurotiales; Aspergillaceae
Product: cation transport protein-domain-containing protein
Exons: 2
Coding region: 314-2314 (666 amino acids)
Biological process (GO): intracellular potassium ion homeostasis; potassium ion import across plasma membrane
Cellular component (GO): plasma membrane
Molecular function (GO): high-affinity potassium ion transmembrane transporter activity
Source: RefSeq, a predicted model, not a curated record
GUAAAAUCUUUGGUACGCAGUACUUCCAAGCCUGUAAAAGCCCCACAGGAGCUAUAGUUACAUGCUUUUUGUAGGGCUUACGAAACCAGGACGUAGUGCGGCCAAACGCAUUGGAGCCAUAAGAAUGCGGCAUUUCUCAGGAUAUCCGCAGCCACUCAAGUUUGACCUCCUCACUUCACGAUGAUCCCACAAUAUUUAUUUUAGAUAUGUCACUCUCUCCCACUGCCACGAUCGUGAAUUUUUUCGUCUCCUACUUACAUCUGUGCCGCAGACCAUCUGGAGGGUGUUAUCGUGACUAGCCCCUCUUCCAUCCAUGCCCCCCUACCCAGAGCCACAGGCUGAUUCCUCUCCCCUACGGCUUCACCAUCAUUAUUUUUAUAUCAUCAUCUGGGCUCUGCUGGCAUCAAUCAUUCUUUAUAUUCCGGGUGGUCUAAGUUUCGUCGAUGCCUUACUUCUCGCCUCCGGUGCCGCCACCCAAACCGGGCUCAACCCCAUCGACCUCAAAGACCUGCAUAUUUCACAACAGAUAACACUAUGGCUGGUUCCUAUGGUCACGAACGUAGUGUUCCUCCAUUCAUUGCUGGUUUUAAUCAGGAUUUAUUGGUUUCGGAAACGCUUCAAGAGUGCCAUCCGUGAGGCCAAAGCAGUAUGCCACAGUCAACGACAGCGGAUGAACCAAGCACUCGACUAUGAGGCCCGAAGGCCGAUAGGCUUGAACAGAACUAUUACGGAUACGACUGAUACGACCACUACUGCGUUCGACUCUUCAGACAGGGACGACGAAGAGCAACCCCUACUUGGAAGUACGGAUGACGAGAUCUCCCCUGGGGCGUCCCCCCCGACACCCGUUCAGGGUUCAUCUCCUGUCGGUUACCAGACUUUCAAGCCAGCCGCCAUAGGCCCCUCAAGUCCUCGAAUCACAUUUUAUGAAUCUGACAGGGACUAUGAGGCAAGGCAGAAGAGGCGAUCCUCUUUUUCUCGUCGUCGCUCGUUUUCCGAGGCUGUGAACGAGGCUUUCCCACGGACAGACAGCUCCAACAUGCCUGUUUUGCCGUCGUUGAUGUGGCAACAUUCGAUUGCAAGUUAUUGUGACUGGGAUGAAGAUCAGAAGGAGGAGCUUGGAGGAAUCGAAUACAGGGCGCUGAAAACAUUGAUGGUCAUCCUGGCUUGCUACUUUCUGGCUUUCCAUCUACUCGGCAUUAUACUGUUUAUUCCGUGGAUCAUGACGGACUCACAUUACAGUGAGAUGGUCAAAGACAUGGGCUUGAACCGACCUUGGUGGGCCGUAUUUACCGCCGGGUCUGCGUUCCAUGACCUAGGAUACACCUUGAGCCCCGACUCAAUGUCUUCGUUCAGGAACGCCGCAUUUCCACUAUUAGUGAUGACCUUUCUGGUGGUGAUCGGGAACACCGGCUUUCCGUGCAUGCUGCGCUUAAUUAUCUGGUUUUUAACAAAAUUUACAAGAGACGGGUCUCCCUUAGACGACGAGUUACAUUAUCUGCUCGAACAUCCCCGACGAUGUUUCACAAUGCUCUUUCCUGGAUCAGAGACUUGGCGAUUAGCAGGUGUUCUCCUCCUGCUUAAUGCUCUGGACCUUUUUGUUUUCUACACACUCCAGGAGAACCCCCAAAGCAACCCCUUCUCCCCCGGCCUCCGUCUCGUAGACGGCCUAUUCCAAAUCGCCUCCACCCGAACGGCCGGCUUCUCAAUCACCUCUCUCGGUGCACUCCAUCCUGCAGUCCAAGUCUCCUUCGUUGUAAUGAUGUACAUCUCCGCCUUCCCAAUCGCCAUCGCCAUCCGAAAAACGAACGUCUACGAAGAAAAAAGCCUCGGCAUCUACGACGAUGAAGACAAGCCCAACCCCCACGGGCUGGCCGCACACAUCCAGCGCCAACUCGGUUUCGACCUGUGGUACGUGAUGCUCGGGUUCUUCCUCAUCUCUGUAACAGAGGGCAAAAGGAUCCAACAAACCCACGGCCACGAUCUCGCAUUCUCUCUUUUUCCACUUCUGUUCGAGAUCGUCUCCGCGUACGGAACAGUGGGCUUGUCGUUGGGAUAUCCCAAGACGGAAACGAGUCUCAGCGCGCAAUUUAACCCGGUGUCAAAGUUGAUUAUUAUUGCUAUGCAGGUGCGUGGAAGACAUCGUGGUCUGCCGCAUGCGUUGGAUCAUGCUAUUCUGUUGCCCUGUGAUGUGCAUCAGGAUCAGCAGGGGGAGUGGUGGUGGAAGCGGUGGUUGAGGAGGAAGAGUUCGAAUAUUAGCAAUUUCUUUUCGCAUGGGAAUGCUGGCGAGGAUCUUGAGAGGCUUUCUCUGUGAGGUCAUCAUUCGGUGUGGAAUCUAUCAGGUGAUAUCCUAAAUAUCAAUGCCUACGCCAUUGUUCACUCUAUGUAUGUGGAAUAAAAUUUUGAAAAUCAACAAGAAUAUAUCUUCUUUGGCGUA